Racocetra persica is the source of this 243-nucleotide messenger RNA. Lineage: Eukaryota; Fungi; Glomeromycota; Glomeromycetes; Diversisporales; Gigasporaceae. The record is from the annotation of a GenBank genome assembly.
UCUUUUCUUCUGGCUCAUUGUUGUUCUUGGAACAUUCAUUCAUCUUCGUCUUCUACAUCAUAUAUUUUAUCUAAGUUUUCUAAAGAUACUCCCAAUAGUUCUCAUAGUUUGCUUUAUAUUGUUCCUGUAAUGAUUCAUUUUUACAUAGUUCCAUUUGCCUGGCGAAUCUUUCCAUUAAGAUUUGUUGUUCAUACUCUUGCAUUGCUUCAAAAUCUUUUCUGUCUAGGUUUAAUGCUUGGUUAG